This is a messenger RNA of Monomorium pharaonis (pharaoh ant), 765 nucleotides long. Its product is annotated as A disintegrin and metalloproteinase with thrombospondin motifs 6-like. NCBI's taxonomy places the organism in Eukaryota, Metazoa, Arthropoda, Insecta, Hymenoptera, Formicidae. Gene Ontology annotation, biological process: extracellular matrix organization. Gene Ontology annotation, cellular component: extracellular matrix. The transcript has 5 exons. Gene Ontology annotation, molecular function: metalloendopeptidase activity. The record is from RefSeq and is a predicted model, not a curated record. Bases 166 to 765 code for a protein of 199 amino acids.
GUACAAUGCGCCGCCUUCAACAAUGUGCCAUACAGCGGGCAACUUCUCAAAUGGUACCCCCAUUACGACCCAGCUAGGCCGUGCGCUUUGAUCUGCCGCGGUGAACAGACCCUUGAGAACGGCGUUAGACGAUCGCGGCAGGAAGUGCCGUCGGGCGAGAAGACGAUGCCGCGCGAUUCCACGGAUAGCCUGCAAUUCGACAGCGACGAGACAAUAGUGGUGCAACUAGCGGAUAAGGUGGAAGACGGCACGAGAUGUUACGCAGAGAGCACGGACGUGUGCAUUGGCGGCGAGUGCAUGAAGGUUGGUUGCGACCUUCGAGUUGGUAGUAACAAGAACACAGAUGCGUGUGGCGUGUGCGGAGGGAACGGAUCAAGCUGUCAAUCGCGAUACUCCUGGAGUUUGGAAUCGAUAUCCGCCUGUUCCAAGUCCUGCGGUGGAGGUUUCAAGAUGGGGAUGGCGGUGUGCAAAUCGGCCGACGAGAGCGUCGUGGAGGACAGCUAUUGCGAUGCAAACAGCAGACCUUCGGUGAAAUCCUUAAUGCCGUGCAACACGCACCCCUGCACAACGAAAUGGAUGAGCGGGGAGUGGAGUGCGUGCAGCGCGAGCUGCGGCGGCGGUUCGCGAACGCGGUCCGUCUUCUGCACCGAGGAGAACGGAAACGAAACCACAAAGCUACCUGAUCACAAGUGUAGUGGCACGCACAAACCGCGUACUCAGGAGACCUGCAACACCGUGUCCUGUCCGAUGUGGGAGGACCGAUAA